Molecule: messenger RNA, 1147 nt
Organism: Manis javanica (Malayan pangolin)
Lineage: Eukaryota; Metazoa; Chordata; Mammalia; Pholidota; Manidae
Gene: TFPT
Product: TCF3 fusion partner
Biological process (GO): positive regulation of apoptotic process; apoptotic process; apoptotic signaling pathway
Cellular component (GO): Ino80 complex
Molecular function (GO): DNA binding
Source: RefSeq, a predicted model, not a curated record
GAGGGGUGAGCGGGAGAAGAGAGCGGAGUGAUGGGGCUCGCGGCCCGCCCAGGACUGAGCCUGCCAAGCGGAGGAUCGCCGUAGUCGGAUGAGAGGGGGUCUAGAUAAGAAGAAAGACGGGGGCAACUCGGACGACUGGCGGAGGCUCUGGACCAGGACGCAAAGCCUUUAAGCCGGGUCUCGGGGUGAAGGCGGAAUGGGUACGGAGUGGUGUCGGAAAUAGGGAACUACGACUCCGAGAGGGCGUAGCGGCCAAGCGCCGGGAGUUGUGACCGGGAGGCCGGACGGGACUGGUAGUUUUGCGGACCCCUUACGCUGAGGUUUGCGAGGUCGGAAGCCCCAAGGCCUGGGGCUCCCACACGGGAAAGAGAUGGAACUGGAGCAGAGAGAAGGGACCAUGGCAGCCGUGGGCUUUGAAGAGUUCUCAGCACCACCAGGCUCAGACUUGGCGCUGCCCCCGCUGUUCGGUGGCCACAUCCUCGAGAGCGAGCUUGAGACCGAGGUGGAGUUCGUGUCCGGGGGUCUGGGCGGCUCGGGGCUUCGGGAGCGAGAUGAAGAGGAAGAGGCAGCCCGGGGCCAGCGGCGGCGCCAGCGGGAACUAAAUCGCAGGAAGUACCAGGCGCUAGGCCGGCGCUGCCGGGAGAUCGAGCAGGUGAACGAGCGCGUCCUGAACAGGCUCCAUCAGGUCCAAAGGAUAACGCGGAGGCUCCAGCAGGAGCGCAGGUUCCUCAUGAAAGUGCUGGACUCCUAUGGCGAUGACUACCGCGCCAGCCAGUUCACCAUCGUGCUGGAGGAUGAGGGCAGCCAGGGCACAGAGGCCCCCACCCCAGGCAAUGCCGAGAACGAACCUCCAGAGAAAGAGGGGCUAUCCCCGCCCAGAAGGAUGCCCGCACCUCCUGAACCCAGCAGCCCGGCCCCCGGUGAGGGGCCCAGUGGGCGGCGGCGGCGGCGCGUGCCCCGGGACGGACGCCGGACGGGAGCUGCGCAGACUCCAGAACUGGCCCCAGUGCAGAUCAAGGUCGAGGAUGACUUCGGCUUCGAAGCAGAUGAGACCCUGGACUCCAGCUGGGUUUCUCAGGGGCCAGACAAACUGCUGCCCUACCCGACCCUAGCCAGCCCUCCCUUUGACUGAUUCCCCACCCACCCA